UUCCAUCUGACUGAGGCCGCAGGAUCCUGGGCCCAGGAGCAGAGGAAGCCCAGCUCUGACGCAGAACUUCCACAUGGCUGAGUUUGAUCUGAUGGCUCCAGGGCCGCUGCCCGGGGUCCCCUCUCACCCUCCGGCCACUCUCAGCCCAGACUCUGGGUCGGCCAGCCCAGCAGCAGAAGACGCAACCUCCCCGGGGAGCUCCCCGGGGGAGAGCCGGGGACAGAGCCAUGGCUCUGCCUGGCAGGGGGGUCCUGGGGCGGAGGCGGAGGAGGAGGUCCUGUGCGACUUCUGCCUCGGGGCCAGCAGGGCGAGGGCCACGAAGUCCUGCCUGACCUGCAUGGUGAACUACUGCCCGGAGCACCUGCGGCCGCACCAGGAGAACAGCAGGCUGCACGGCCACCAGCUGACAGAGCCCAUGAAGGACCGGGACCUGCUCGUGUGCGCGGCCCACCACAGCCCGCUGGUUGCCUUCUGCUGCCCCGAGGGGCAGUGCAUCUGCCAGGAGUGCGGCCGGGCCGAGCACAGGGACCAUGCCUCUGUCUCCCUCGAUGCUGCCCACAGGGACAAGGAGGCUGAGCUUCGGAUCACCCAGUUAGACCUGGAGCGGAAACUCAAGUUGAAUGAAGAUGCCAUCGCCAGGCUCCAAGCCAACCAUAAGUCCGUGCUGGUGUCGGUGUCGGAGGUAAAGGCGGUGGCCAAGGAGCAGUUUGGGGCUCUCCUUGCUGCCAUGAGGAAGGCCCAGGCUGACGUGAUGCUUUUCUUGGAGGAGAAGGAACAAGCUGCCCUGGGCCAGGCCAGUGGCAUCAAGACCCACCUGGAGUACAGGAGCGCAGAGAUGGAGAAGACCAGGCAGGAACUGGACAGAAUUGCCGCCAUCGGCAACCCCGUGCUUUUCCUGGAGGAGUACUGCAAGUUCAAGAACAUGAAGGACGAUGCUUUCCCCAGUGUCUACAUUGGACUCAAGGACAAGCUCUCGGGCAUCCGCAAGGUCAUCACGGACUCCACCACACACCUGAUCCAGUUGCUGCAGAACUACAAGGAGAAGCUCCAGGAGUUCUCCAAGGAAGAGGAGUACGACAUCGGAACUCAGGUGUGUGCCGUCACUGAGCACAAACACUGGACCUCAGAACCAGAGCCCAGCACCAGGCAGCACUUCCUUCAGUAUGCCUGUGACAUUGCCUUCGACCCCGACACGGCACACAGGUACCUCCGGCUGCAGGAGGACAACCGCAAGGUCACCAACACCACGCCCUGGGCGCACCCGUACCCGGGCCUCCCCAGCAGGUUCACACACUGGCGGCAGGUGCUGGCCCAGCAGAGCCUCUACCUGCACAGGUACUACUUCGAGGUGGAGCUCUCCGGGGCGGGCAUCUACGUGGGCAUGACGUGCCAGGGCAUUGACCGCAAGGGCGAGGAACGCAAUGGUUGCAUUUCCGGAAACAACUUCUCCUGGAGCCUCCAGUGGGAUGGCAAGGGGUUCAGGGCCUGGCACAGUGACACGGAGACCCCACUCGAGGCCCGCCCUUGUCAGAGGCUGGGGGUCUACGUGGACUUCCCCGGAGGCGUCCUCUCCUUCUACGGCGUUGAGCCGGAGGCCAUGAUGCUGGUGCACCGGUUCGACUGUAAGUUUUCGGAGCCCGUCUACCCAGCCUUCUGGCUUUCCAAGAAGGACAACACCAUCCGGAUUGCGGAUCUGGGAGAGGAACCCGAGAAGCCGGCACCGACCCCGGUGGAGCCUGCUCCCUAGGUGCCAGGGUCCAGAGCCCAGACCUGUGCUAACACACAGACGGGGCGGCAGCUUGCGUUUUAAGGCUGACUGGGGGGCAGAAUCCCUGCCAGCGGUUGCUGGCUUUAGAAAUCACGUGGGUCACAGGAUGAGGGGAAGGCUCUCUGGCCACCGCCUUGGGCUCCAUGCAGCGCUGUUCCCCACGUUUGCAACAAUCCUCAGGCCCUAAGUCCCCCUCGCCAUCUUCUCGUGAUGUCCUGUCUGCUUGGGUGAACAAGCACACUGUGCCCAGAGGUGGUCACCAGGAAUCCUCAGAACCAUCAGAAAGACUGCAGAGGAAUCAGAAUAAAUCACUAACUUUAUCUCGCUUCCCCCGCGUCCCCGGCACUGUCCUGAGCUCCUCCCGUGCGUCAGCCCUCGUGGCUCUCAUGGCAGCCCCGUGGGGUAGCUGCUCACACCGUCCCCAUUUUGCAGGUGGGGAAGCUGUGGUCCGGUGGGGGUCAGUGAACUUGCUCGGGCUCAUCGUGGUCACUUGGUGAGUGAGUGGCCCCUAGGAGGGCUGAUGUUGAACUUCUAACCACGACCCCACGCUGCCUUCCUCCUUAGACGGUGGGUGUUGUGUGCACGGGAAUAAACCACAUCAUGAACUGCGUUCGUAGGAGUAGAGUGUCUUACAGCCUCCGUCGCUUUGCACCCGCACGUCUGACUGGGCCUUGCAGCUAUGCUGUGAUGGAGAGCUCACUACCUCACCUGGAAGCUCACCUGGUUUGGGGACAGUGAGGAUUGCAGGAAUGUCUUAGUGGGGUCCGAGUCCUAGUCCCUGUAACCUCAGGCGACAGGGCUCCUUCCUCUCUUCUGGAGCCACCUGGAUGAUGUGGACGCGUCUGAUUCCUCAUUCAAGGGCAGUUCUCCCAUGUGUUUGGGGGCAGCUCUCACACGGUCCCCCCCCCGGGAAUUAUUCUUGGUUUCUCACUCUAUCCUUGGCUUCUCACUCUACCUCCCACUUUCCUUUGUGGUUUCUGGACCUUCUACUCCUCUGAUCACAUCCCCCUCCUUUCUACAGAUGCGCUCCCUAAGAUUCAUGAUACACAUUCAUCAAACCCUUAGUCAAAUGACAAAUUGUAUUCAAAUGGGUUUCUGAGGACAUAACCUGAGGCCCCUUUUGGGAUUCCCUGGAAAUAAAACUUCUGGGUCUUUUCCGUGA
Messenger RNA from Mesoplodon densirostris (Blainville's beaked whale), 2930 nucleotides. RefSeq names its product tripartite motif containing 16 (gene TRIM16). The coding region runs from base 74 to 1747 and encodes 557 amino acids. Gene Ontology annotation, molecular function: zinc ion binding; protein binding. The record is from RefSeq and is a predicted model, not a curated record. NCBI's taxonomy places the organism in Eukaryota, Metazoa, Chordata, Mammalia, Artiodactyla, Ziphiidae. The transcript is spliced from 6 exons.